Hevea brasiliensis (rubber tree) is the source of this 488-nucleotide messenger RNA. RefSeq lists its product as uncharacterized. The record is from RefSeq and is a predicted model, not a curated record. NCBI's taxonomy places the organism in Eukaryota, Viridiplantae, Streptophyta, Magnoliopsida, Malpighiales, Euphorbiaceae. The transcript has a single exon. Bases 30 to 488 code for a protein of 152 amino acids.
UUUACAUUGUGAAGAAUCGAUCGUUCAAGAUGGUGGUAGGUGGGCUUUCUAUGCUUUUCAAGGACGAAGAACGCAGCAGAAAAGACUCCAGGUCCAUGAGCAUGGCAGCAGCGGAAUCGGCAGAGGUUAAAGGACCAGUGGAACACAUAGAGAAUAAGUCGGUGAUGAUGAUAAGAACCAGCCAAGAAUUCAGCGGAAAUAAGACAUUGAAGAUUCCUCUUCACUACCCAAGUUACACCAAGAAGGAAUACGAGUACAUGCCCGAGUGGCAACUUGACAUGCUUCUUCAAGAAUAUGGAUUGCCUAUUCAGGGUGACUUGGGUUACAAGAGAGAGUUGGCCAUCUCUGCCUUCGUUUGGCCUGAACCUCAUUCAAAACUGAUCGUCGCUUCUCCUGUGGAUUCUGAUAAAGGCUUCACUUCUCAGGGAAAGAAGAUCAAAACCAGCAGUAUAGUUGAGUUUCUAUGUCAUGUAUUAGGGUUUGCAUAA